Messenger RNA from Maudiozyma saulgeensis, 1014 nucleotides. Lineage: Eukaryota; Fungi; Ascomycota; Saccharomycetes; Saccharomycetales; Saccharomycetaceae. The record is from the annotation of a GenBank genome assembly.
AUGGCUACUGAGACGAAAGAGGAUAGUACACAGGGAAAGAACCUAUUACAUCUUGCCGAUGCCGCCAGCAUUGUUCAGGCUAAUCAGAAAGAUACACAGAUAGAGACAAUACUAAAUGGGAAAUUAACUGAAUUGUUAACAUUAUUGAAGGGUCAACUUUUCACUAAUCUUUAUAGGAAACACAUUUCAAUUGCAUCAAAGCUACUGUACUUCGCUUUGACGACGCUCAUCGGAAAGAAGACAUUAGGUGAAGAAUAUGUAGAUAUCUUUAUUGUGAACAAGAAGAAUAAGGGACUUGUAAAGAGGUAUCAGCGGCUAUUAUUUAUCUUCGGUUAUACAUUGGGACCAUACCUUAUUCAAAAAUUGAUAAGUUUGUGGAAGCGUCAUUAUCAAACGUUAAAAGAAGAAGAAGAUAAUGAAAAUAACUCCGAGGAAAUACCGUGGGAAACAAUUACGAAUGGCCUAUUGGAUAUUCAUAUGUUAAUAUUUUAUUUCAAAGGUGCCUAUUAUGAUGCAUCACGUAGAAUUAGUGGGAUACGAUAUGUGACAGGACAUCGCAUUACUGACGAUGAAAAACGUAUCAGGGAAAGGAAUUCCAAGACAUAUAAGAUUUUAGGGUCUGUUCUUUUGUUACAGAGUAUUUCUAACUAUAUGCCUAUGGUGAAAUCUUUAACUAAGUUGUUAACUAAGUCAAUCUUUAAACAGUCUGUUAAUGACACUAAUAUCAACUCGUUAGAUCAAUCGUAUAGAAAUGAAAAGUUAGGUAUAAUAAAAGGUGUUCCAGACGAAACCAAGUCGCACCAUAUUGAUCUUUCUGAUAAAGACUCUUUCAAAUUUAUUCCUGAAAGUUCACGUAAAUGUAUAUUAUGCCUGUCUGAUAUGAUCGAUCCUGGUUGUGCUCCAUGUGGUCACAUCUACUGUUGGAAAUGUAUCAUCAAUUGGUGUAAAGAAAAGGAAGAAUGUCCGUUGUGCCGUCAAACGUGUAAACCACAACAAGUCAUACCACUUAAAUAG